GCUAGCUAGAAGCCUUCCCCAGUUGCUACUAGCUAGCUAGCUAACCUUACUUUCCUCACUACAUGGGAAUCAACCACAAGGAGAUCAUGCCGGAACAAGAUGAGGAGGGCAUAUCACCGGUGCCAGAGCCCCAAACAUGGAACAAGAAGACUGUCAAAAUGCUUUACAAGGCCUUGGCACAUGGUCACACUGAGACCAUUGCUAGGUUAGUGGCUGCUGACCUUGAGUAUUGGUACCAUGGACCUCCACCAUGCCAACACAUGAUGAAGAUACUCACUGGGGAGUCGAGGCACACCGAGUUCAAGUUUAAACCUCGGAGCAUCAUGGCAAUUGGCGAUCGUGUGAUCACGGAAGGAUGGGAUGGAUUCAAGAUCUAUUGGGUGCACGCUUGGACCCUUAAUAAAGAAGGGGUGAUUAUUCAAUUUCGUGAGUAUUUCAACACAUGGCUCACCGUGUUACUUAGGGCUUCGGAGACCAGAGAUGAGUUUCCGGUGUGGCAAAGCGACCCUUGGGAGCGUUUGCACCGAUCCUUGCCGGAUCUUGUACUGGCUAUCUGAGGUUAAGGUUCUAGCUAGGGGCGGGAUAUUUGCACAAAGCCAGAUGUUCAUGUGUUUGACAAGCAUGUUGAACGAUUAAAAUAUGAAAUGUAA
This is a messenger RNA of Quercus lobata, 650 nucleotides long. RefSeq names its product senescence associated gene 20-like. Lineage: Eukaryota; Viridiplantae; Streptophyta; Magnoliopsida; Fagales; Fagaceae. The transcript has a single exon. The record is from RefSeq and is a predicted model, not a curated record. Bases 63 to 557 code for a protein of 164 amino acids.